AUGAACCACCCGUCGACGCUUAUCCUACCUUGGGGGUUGAAGAGCUGGCUAGUUGCCGUCAGUCGCGCGGUUCUACUGGAGGAGCCGUCAAAUGUCCUGGCGUUCAUAGCAUCUUACUGCGGCCAGCUUCUCCAAUUGAAGAAAGGUGCAGUGCUCAUAGGAAAAUAAAUUCACACUUUAUUAACAAAUUCCCCAAACAAUGUUUAGUAUAUUCAUAUGAACUCUAAGCUACAUAAACAUAUAUCUGUGCAGUUGAAUGUCAUUAGUUAUGGUUUAUUGUGCAGAACAUCCAAAUAUUGAUAUUCAAGAGCUCUCAUACAUCUUCAGAGAUUUAAGGGGUAAGAGUCCUUCCUUCUUCCACAAGUCCAAAAUAUCAAAAUGUAUACCCUUUCCAUAAUAUAUUUCCACUGAAAAGAUGCAAUAGAUUGAGAAUGUAAUGAGAUGGGUUUUCUAACUCCAUCUCUCUGGUGAGUCUGGGGUUGUGUUGUGUUUGGUAGGAGGUCACUCUGAUGACUACCAGGGAACCAUCUCCUUCACUGGUCUGGCGGAAUCUGUUUUGAGUGAAUGCUCUCACAAAAUAUCUGAGGAACGAGACGACGCAGCACCAUGUCUGUCUGCAUCUGAUACAUCAUCAAUCCAUGUACACUGUGAGGAGCCUGGCCACCCGGCCAUGGAGGAUGACACGGUCAGCAGUUCAGUGGUCCAGUCUGCAGUGUACCAGAGAGAUCCGUCAGUCAGUGGCGUGGUCGACGUCGAGAACACUGUGCUCAUCCACACUUCCAGGACUCCGUCCGAGCAUGUGAUUAUUGUUCACUCCGAGUGUCUCCCUGAGACGCUCAUCUUCCACAGCGAAGCCUUGCCUUCAUCCAACGGAUCCCCUACGACAUGUGACCUGACCCCUGCUCCUAGUCCUGUCCCUAUUGAUGAGGAAUGGGAGGAACCAGAGGGAGUGUCUAGUGUGGUCAUGUUUCAUAAGGUUCCCUUGUUUGAGGACCUGCCUCACCCACCGUCCAUGGGGGAACUCCCCUAUGUUGCUGCUGUGGAGACUAUGACUGAUGAGGAUAUAUCCUCAAGCAGUGACAAAGUUCCCUCGCAGGAGAACAUGUCUGGCACUCAAUCUGUUCAGGUCUUUUUCUCAGCAGCCUCAGAGGUAGAAUCAUCUGGUCAGAUGAGAAAUUCAACAAGCAGCUUUGAGGAUCUGGCUGUGGACAAGAUAUCUGAUGUGAUUAUACCUCACAAGGCCCCUUCCUAUAAAGAGCUGCCUCAGUCAACAUCACCUAUAAAGCAAACUUCAGUUGUUUCCCCUGAAUACUCGGGAAGUGAUAUUACUGCAAAAGCUCCAUCUGAAACAGAACUAGUUGAUGCAGCACAGAGAGUGUCCUCAGUCAGGAUACCCAGUAGAGAGGAGGGUGUGGGGAGAACAGCAGAGACACCAGAGAGACGCACAUCUCCCAGAGUAUCACCAAGAGCUUCUCCAGGAGUUUCUCCACAAACCUCUCUUGUAUCAGGUACAACUGUUAUCCAUACUCUGACGAAUGAGCGACUAAUAAGCUACUAAUAAGAAAUGUUUUAGGUAAAACUUGGCAAAGCUUCUAAGGUGAAAUGUAUACAGUAUGUGCCUAAUUUUGUAUCUGCAUCCACAGCUCAUGUUGGUGAAUCUCUGUAUGGUACAGACAUUUCUCCACAAUCCAGUCUGCCUAGGAUUCCCUCUGCACCAUCAAUGGAGGAGCUACUGGUGUCUCCAUCUGCUUCUGUUGGUAGAAUUUCACCAGCAGUUUCAAGAAGAUCUUCAAGAAGUAGUUUGUCAGAAAGAGCUCCUUCGGAAUCAGCAGUGGGGAAAACAGCAGAGACAUCAGAAAGACACACAUCUCCCAGAGUAUCUCCACAAGCAUAUUCUGUGAUGAUUGAUCAGGUGACUAAUCUGGAGACAUCUGAAAGAUCACUGACGACCUCAACUCUGCAUUCAGAAGAUUUCAAGUUUGGUGAGAUAUUGUACUUUAAUCAACUCAUACAUUGAUGGAUUUGAUGGGGGUGAUGGGGGUCUAUGUUCAUAUUAUAGUGUGUUUAUAGAUAUAGGAAUGAACCAUGGCUUAAGCCGUGCAAUUGAUACUAUUGUUAUUAGCAUGCAUUUCCUAUCACAACGUGGCCCAUGGAACCACACAAACUGAGGAGAGACCAGUGUCACAGAGAACUACACAAACUGAAGUUUCAGCAUUGCAUAGAACUACACAAACUGAAGUUUCAGCAUUGCAUAGAACUACACAAACUGAGACGAGACCAGCAGCCCACAGAACUACACAAACUGAAGUUUCAGCCUCUCCUCUGCCUGGUAAUUUUGGAUAUGGAAGAAUUACUCUGCUCGUUAUCUAUUCUAUUCUCUGUAUGAGAAUCUGAUAUUGUUGGGUACAUAUACAUGACACUAGUUUUUCUGUGUAUAAUACCUAAAACAUGUUAUGUUUUCUCACUACAAGGAGGUGCUGCCAUGGAACAACAGAAUCCUAAAAUGUGUUAUGCUUUCUCACUACAAGGCGUUGCUGCCAUGGAACAUCAGAAUCCAGCAGAAGAACUGGGAUUGGGGCCUUCACCUGCUGAGGAUGUUACUGAAGUAGCAGAAUGGGUCAAUCCAGACAACAUAGAGACAAGCAAAUUAACCGAAUUGGUCAGUCCUCAACAUGUAGAAAAUGCACCAAUAACAGAACUGGUCAGUCCUCAACAUGUAGUGAAUGCACCAAUAACAGAAUUGGUCGGUCCUCAACAUGUAGAGAAAGCACCAAUAACAGAAUUGGUCAGUUCUCAACAUGUAGAGAACGCACCAAUAUCAGGAUUGGCUUGUCCACCCCAUGAAGAGGCAGUAACAUUUGAAAAUCCUAAAGAGAGUGUUGAAACAGAAGAGAAUGUUGAAACGUCAACUGUAGAGGUAACUUCCAAACCCCAGCCUGAAGACACUACCAAUGCUCCACCCUGUCCUGGGCCAGAGACACUACAGAUAGUCCAGGAAGAAUCAGCCACCCAGACACCAGAGGAGGAGUCUGUCCAGGCGGAACUAACCACCAAGACACAAGAGGAGGAGUCUGUCCAGGAGGAACUAACCACCAAGACACCAGAGGAGUCUUUCCCAAGAGUCCCCACACCUCAGUUCCUCUUGCCAAUUCAUACUGCAGAGGGCCGUCAGCAGAACCGAACCAAACCUGCCAAUCUGAUCAAGAUGGCUGUCGCUGAGAGGAACCACCUGAUCAAGAGACUUGCCAAGUCAGACCCACUAAAGAACAGAUUGGGUAAGGCCCGCAGUUCACAUUGCAAGGGACAGUACUUUUUGUUUGGUGAGGGGAUGGUAAACUAUGUUGAGGUGAUACAUUAAUGGCUUCUGCAUGUUGUCUUUUUCAGAUGGGUCUAAAUCUGCUACCAGAGUGAGAGAAGUGUCCUACGCCACUAAGAUGAUGAAGCAACGGUCCCAGACAGCCCCACAGCCCAACAUCAAACGAAUGUUGAACCUAACAGGUUAUUAUAUAUCUGAUAAGACAACAGAUUACUUGCCCUAAAAACUUACUAUAUGACAUUUCCUGGUAUCAUUGCUAUUUUAAUAUUGACACCUUUGAAACAUAUAUUUUCUAUCCACCUCAUUUUCUAACGUUGCUAUGGGCACAGCCAAACAACGGAAGUGAUGGAUUCGACUUCCGCUUUAUUUCCCUACUGCAGCACGCUGGUCGCAAGCUUGCGGGAGUAAAUUAUUUGAAGGCGUCAAUUUAUCGAGUAUAAAAGUCAAGUAAACAAGUAUAAGUGUAAGAGUAUUAGUGUAAUUUUAUAUUUAUUUAAUUCAAGUUCGCUAACGUUAGUUAGUUCUGUUGUGAUAAUAACGUUAGUUGUGUUGUGUCAGAGUUAAGACAAUAAAUAUAACAAUAACUACACUGAACAAAAAUAUAAACGCAACAUGCAACAAUUUCAAAGAUUUUACUGAGUUACAGUUCAUAUAUGGAAAUCGGUCAAUUGAAAUACACUGAACAAAAAUAUAAACGCAACAUGUAAAGUGUUGGUCCCAUGUUUCAUGAGCUGAAAUAAAAUAUCUAAAAAAAAAAUCCAUUGCACAAAAAGCUUAUUUAUCUCCAAUUUUGUGCACAAAUCUGUUUACAUUUGAGGGAGCGUGCAAUUGGCAUGCUGACUGCACGAAUGGCCACCAGAGAUGUUGCCAGAGAAUUGAAUGUUAAUUUCUCUACCAUAAGCUGCCUCCAACGUCGUUUUAGAGAAUUUGGCAGUACGUCCAACUGGCCUCACAACCGCAGACCGUGUGUAACCACGCCAGCCCAGGACCUCCACAUUCGGCUUCUUCACCUACAGCAUCAUCUGACACCAGCCACCCGGACAGCUGAUGGAACUGUGGGUUUGUACAACCAAAGCAUUUAUUUCAAUUGACUGAUUUCCUUAUAUGAACUGUAACUCAGUAAAGUCUUUGAAAUUGUUGCAUGUUGCAUUUAUAUUUAUGUUCAGUGUAAAUACUGUAUUAGGGCUAUAGGCUAAAUAUGUACCUGUCAAAGUGCAAGAAAAAAAGGUUACCAGUUCUGAAAUGGCAGAUCCAGCCUGCGCUCUGUGGUCCCUGGGCAUGCAAAGCUCCACUAUUGAUUAUUAGGUCUACGUUAAGUGUGUCUUGAAUUCUAAAUAAAUCACCAACAGUGUCACCAGCAAAGCACCCCCACACUAUCACACCUCCUCCUCCAUGCUUCACGGUGGGAACCACAUAUGUGGAGAUCAUAUGUGGAGAUCAUCCGUUCAGAAAUUCCACAAAUUAACUUUUAACAAGGCACACCUGUUAAUUGAAAUGCAUUCCAGAUGACUACCUCAUGAAGCUGGUUGAGAGAAUGCCAAGAGUGUGCAAAGCUGUCAUCAAGGCAAAGGGUGGCUACUUUGAAGAAUCUCAAAUAUAAAAUAUAUUUUGAUUUGUUUAACACUUAUUUGGUUACUACAUGAAUCCAUAUGUGUUAUUUCAUAGUUUUGAUGUCUUCACUAUUAUUCUACAAUGUAGAAAAUAGUACAAAUAAAGAAAAACCCUGGAAUGAGUAAGUGUGUCCAAACUUUUGACUGGUACUCUAUAUUAAUACUAUUAUUAUUAUUUAUUUUUUUACCCCCUUUAUCUCCACAAUUUCGUGAUAUCCAAUUGGUAGUUACGAUCUCAUCGCCGCAACUCCCCAAUGGACUUGGAAGAGGCGAAGGUUGAGAGUCAUGCAUCCUCCGAAACAUGACCUGCCAAGCCGCGCUGCAUCUUAACACACUGCUCGUUUAACCCAGAAGCCAGCCGCACCAAUAUGUUGGAGGAAACACUUCCAACUGACAAACGAAGUCAGCUUGCAGGCACCCUGUCCGCCACAAGGAGUCACUAGAGCACGAUGAGCCAAGGAAAUCCCCCCGCCAAACCCUCCCCUAACCUGGAAGAUGCUGGGCCAAUUGUGCGCUGCACCAUGGGGCUCCUGGUCAUGGCCGGCUGUGACACAGCCUGGGAUCGGACCGAAGGCUGUAGUGGUGCCUAAGCACCACUCUAGAGGCCCCAAAAAUAUAUAUAUAAAAAAAAGUAUAUAUUUUUUUCCCUCACAAAUAGUCCUGUAUUAGCGGACCAAUAUAGCCAUCUGCAGUCCCCCACCCGUGCGCUCUGGCACACUCAGACGAAAGUGCCCUGAUAUCGGAGUAGAUAGCCAGAGGGAAUUUACGAAUGCACCUAGUAUGUAAAAUAUGUUCUCUUGAUUGUUCUAUCAUACACUCUUAGCAUAACACAACCUUGCUGUGGUGGGGUUUGUUUCGGAAGCACCAUGAUUCAUGUGUUGUAUACCGUCUUCCUAUUUCAGCAAUGGAGGAGCAGCAGAACUUCCAGGGUGUCCCCGUUGGAGAAGGACGCAUAACUCCAGAUAUGGACCCUGCUCGGGAAAGCUCUAUCAACAAAGUCUGGACCCUUUAUCAUCUCGCUCAGGAGACAGGCAACUUGUCUUUGAGUGUGUUGUCCCAACCAUCAUUCAAUGGCCGUGCAUACAUUGAAAGUGUUGAUCCAGAGCAUGUCUUGUUGUCAAAGAGGACCUCCCACAAUUCAGGUCUAGACUCAGGUCAACUCACGAGUGGACCGACACAGGGACAUUCAGGCCAGACUGUGCAGACUGUCCAUAAGUUAGACACUCCCGACACUCAGCAAAUCAAAAUCCCCAACUAUCUCCUUGUGGAACGUUCAUCCGCAACCUCGGACAUAGCCUCUUCCCAAGAGAGAAAGCCAGCAGAUCAAGAGAGUUGUGUGGUCAACAGGGGACGCUGUACUGGCUUCCUGUCCUUCUCUGUGCCAAUUGACAGUUUCUGCGGAGCAGAGUGGGGCUGUCGACCGCAGUUCCUGCAGGUCACAAGCGACGAUGGAGACGUGGUCUAUUCCCCUGCGUUCAUACAGUCUAUCAACCCAUGUAGACCUGGUGCAGAUGAGGUCUCGGAGAGGACAGUCACACGCCCGACAACUUCACCUGCCCACAUGGAAUGGUCUUUCAAAAUCAGCAUAAAAGGUAGCAAAAUGUAAUGCUAUGCUGUCCUCGUGCAAAAGAAGAUCUACGUGAAUACUAUUUUGUUGAGUGCAUUGAUUACAGUAUUGUAGUAUGUUAUUUUGUCAUUAUGUUAACUUUAUGUAUACAUUUUCCUCCAAAACAGGACAGACUGUGGGGGAUGAUGAAGUUGAGCAAGAGAAGUGAUGGAUCAAAUUUAAGUUUUUCCGUCUGCAUUGAACUCUUGUAAUAAAUGCAAUUCAUCUGAAGUCUGAACUUUUUUGUUUGUUUUUCAAUUAAUUGGGUGUAUUUAUUUGUAAACAGUAACAUGGCAACUUAAAUUUGCAUAAAUUAAACAUUUCCAGAUUUGUUUUCCCCUCUAUUCAGUUGUGAAAAUAACACUUUUCCCAAGAAGGCUUUUUUCUGCUACACAUUUGCAAGUUUGACUGUAAAAUACAAAAUAAUUUUGUUAUAAACCUAAAUUACCAAUCUAGGUUUAGAUCAUUUGUCAAAAAUCUAAGUAUUAAUCAUUGACAACCUUGGGAAAAAGCGGUGGUGUAAUAUUACUUGAGGCAAAAUCAGCACCAGGGACAGCGCCUAUUUAGCUAGUAGUGUGAAGUCUUGGAAUAAUUUUUGGGGGGGCUGUCUGGUGCUAAUUUCUGCCAGUGCUUUUUGUUUGGCUUCACCCGCGACUGAAACAAAAUGGCUCAACGGUUCAUAACUGAUUUUAUAAGGGUAAUUGAUUACCUGGUUAUUUGAUUAAUGAUUUAAUGGAUUUAUGAUGUUUUAUCAUUUUUUACAAACAAAAAAAAUCCAUUCAUAAGUUUUAACUUUUGAGAACUUGAGAGCUUCUUGUCUCAUAUGAAUUCUAAUGUAGCGAAAGGCCAUUCCAUUCCAACCAUUAUGACUUCAGAACGUUGGUAGGUCCGCGAUAGCAACGAAAGUCAACAACUCAGACAACUCAAAAUGAGCCGCUAUGACCAGUAACCUGUAAACUACUCCUACUCUCAUAGAUCGACAGCCAAAUUUACAAUUAGCAAAUUCAAGGUAAGUUUUCAUAUGUCUCGAUUAUUAUAUUUUGCUACAGAGCCAUGAUCAGUUGAAUGAAUCUGCCUCAUGGGCGAUCCAUUGUUAGUCUGGGUACCACAGUACCAGUCUGUUUAGCUAGCUAUCAUCCACUCCUUGCCAAUCCGUGUCAUAUGCUAAACUUUGUCAUGAUAUGACCCGGAGUACAAGGAGUGGAAAGUUAGCUAAACAAACUGGUACCUAGGCGAAUCCGUUGCUGCUGGGUAAUUAUUAUAACAUGAAUGCGAUGUUGCAUUUACUUUGCGUUUCUUCUUGUUACAGUCCGCCACACACGGUCAUGUCUAAACACGUGAAACCCCUCAUCCCAAACGGCCUGAUGGCCAUUCUGGCAGGCUUCAGUCGAGCAUACCUAAGGAAGAGGCCAACUGACUUUGGGCUAUUUGCCAUGUACUACUGUAUGGAACUGCGGAAAUACAGAGAUGGUAUAUUAGCUCACCAUGGUCCCACAGAGACAAAAAUAUUGAUUAUGUAGUGUACAGUGCAUUUUAUCAUGUGUUAAGAGUUCUGUAGAAAUACAUCUGAUUAAGAUUUCAUUUUAUUUUGUCAUGCAGAAAUACCAGCCUAUUCACCAAACAUGCUAGUGAAAGAAUUUCAUAAACAUAGAGGUAAGUCCAGUGAUGAUGCACCAUGUAUUUCUAUAGUCGUUGAUGCAUACAAAACACAUACUUUUGCACUCACAUCCCUCACAAAACAAAUUAUCUUCCCCCUGAAGCCGAGAGACUCUGUGGCAAUGCCUAUGAAGAGGAACUGCUGAAGUAUGGAUACAAAGUGACCUCCAAGGAGGAUGUGACUUUUAAUGCCCUGGAGAUCACCUCUCAGGACCUACAAAUACUAGGCAGUAGGGAGAGACAGAUCAACAGACAGUACUCAACCACCACUAGCCCAUGUGGAGAACAAGUGAACAAUAUUACAGCUCCAUCAGCCAUGGAGCAGCAGGUGAACCAAACCCUGGGGGCUGCAGCUAUGGAGCUAGGGGCACUGGUUGGCAACAUUGACCCCACAACAUCAACAAGCCCUGUUCAACCAACCAACAAUAAUGCCAACAACACCCAACACGUGGUACAGGCAUCCUCCCAGGCAGUAGCAGGUCUGGAAUCCACUGAGAACAAUACUGGUGAAGGUAUGUGUCCUCUCAGAUUCUGAGGCCCAACUAUGUAUGGUAAAAUAAAAUCUGCUUUGCACUAGUAAUCUAAUGUGUUCCUCUCCCUCCCACUGUUUUCCCCACAGUUGCUCCACAAGUCAAACCUGGCUCAGCAGAGAUAUUGGCCAGCAGCAGCGAGGCCAGUAUUUCUGGACAGGCCUGUGCUCCCCAGCAUUACACACCCACCAGCCAGGAGGGGGGGUGUGCUUGUGCCCCCAUGCCCACAGAGAUACCCUGCUACCCCAGAUUUCCUCAGAAUUACCCGCCAUACCCUCCACCACCACCCUACCUCCCAGACCUUCAUCAUUAUUUGGACCUCAUGUCUGGCCAAUAUGUCCAGCCGUCCUGCAGAUGCCAGCUAUAUGGCAGAGUGGUAUAUCGUCCCCCCAGUCAGCCAGUGCUGCCCCAGUGUCACCAUGCCGCUCCACUGCCAUUGCCCCAGUGCACUCACCAGCACCUCAGCCCUUCUGCCAGCUGCAUUCAAGUGACUCCAACCAUGGGGCCCUCCUGCCCCUAUGGAGAACAGAGCCCUUUCUCACGGUACAUCCCUGUGCCUGUCCUCACCAAUCACUUUGGCUCCCUUUACUACAGACCCAGGAUUGCCACAGGUGUGCCUGGCUGCAGGAGCGAGUGCCUACCCACAUCCAGACGGCUCAGCUGCACUUCCUGCAACGUGAGUGACAGCUCUAGCUGUGGGCCAGAGCCCGCGGCCCAGACCUCCUGUCAUGGAGGAUAUCGAGGACAGUGUGGGGGUGAUGCCAACCAUGGACCAGUCCCUGCCGGUGCACUAAGGUCCCUGUAUGCCCCUGUGCCGUGCCCCAUUGGACUGCAGAGAAGGGAUGCCCCGGCACAGCGACCAUGCAGCGCCCCAACUAGGAGGGUUGUUCCACUAACCACGCAGAACCAGAAUAGCCCUUUCCCAUCCGAAUAAGGAACAGGUAUGGAACCAGUUCUUCUGUGAAUGGAUAGCUGCAAAUUAUUUGAUUUAAUUUAAUCUGAUUAAUUAAGAAAACAUGACUACAGUAUAUUUGGUGCAUAUUCAUUAGAGGAUAAGUCUUCAGUUUGAUUACAUUUUGCCUUGAAGCUUUUGUUAAUUGGUAGUAUAAUUAAACUAGUAGAACGUUUUCGUCUUGGACACAGAGAAUAUUAUUAAUCAGUUAGUAUAGAAUAAACAUUUCUCAGGUGGCUAAAUUGCUGUUAUUUUUCUCUUUACAGAAUGCCCAGACAUGAACUGAACACAAAGCCCUACAACUUUAUCAUUGAUUUUUAUAAUCAAUAAAGUAUUUUGCAGAUUCGUUUUUAAGUCUCAUUAUUGUAGAACGGAAAAUAAAAGAUUGUUGAGUGUUUUAUGCUAAAAUAGUGCCAGUGAGAACGACUGUGCUUUAUUAUGCGUAAACGUAGGCAUUUUUUGUUUGUUUUGCUGCUGCUGAUAUGUCGUGGCAUUUUGAAUAUUUCAUUUUGCAGAAAUUGAUUAUAAUGUUGUUGAAAUCUAGGCUGCACAAAAUACGCAAAUUUUGCAUUCCUUUUCAAUUUGGCCAAUACAUUCUUAUGAGGUUACUACCAUUGUGACGUCACGCAGCCGCGGAGUUUUAGAUCAUGGAUUUGAAUCAAUCAGUCCUCGAUGUGGCUCAAGAGGAGUUACACCUGUCUGCAAUGGUAUGUUUUUACUAAUCUAAAUUAUCUGAAUCAAUUUCGAAUAAUCUGACUUGAUAUCUAGCUACCUGUGUAGGCUAGAUAAUAGGCAUAACCAAAUCAAUUGGCUGCAGCCAUUUGAUUGUACAGCCAGCGUACAGUAGGCUGAGCAGGAUAGCCUGUCUGAUUAUCAGGUAAACAACCACUGCAGCUAAACCAUCAACGACAUUUUCCCAGAUGGCUUCCAGGAGCACGCCUCACUUCAAGCCCCCGUUGACGAUCAUCAUCCCAUACGGGCUGAAGAGUUGGCUAGAAUGUCUUUGCAGAGCCAUAUUUAUUGAGGGACCAAGGCAGAUACCGGAAUUUAUUGCUGACUAUUGCGUUGAGCUGCUGGAAUUCAGAGAACGUGAGUGGUGUGGACUGAUGUAGAUGCAGUCAUAAACAGUGUUUGCGAAACACCUAAAAGUAGUCUAUGUUUACAAACACACGAAUUAUUUGAAGUAGUUUAACCCUUUUUUAGUAGACCCUAAUAACAUUCAAAGCUAGAAUCCUUAGUUGCUACAUCCAUUUUGGGACUUAUAAAUUAAUGAUAUAUAGGCCUACCCAUUGAUUCUUGAAGAAUAUAAAUGCCUCAUGAGCUUAGUUCAACUGUUGUACCCCAUCAGAACCCAAAAUAUAAGCUUGUUUUACUCAUUUUACAUUUUAGUCAUUUAGCAGACGCUCUUAUCCAGAGCGACUUACAGUUAGUGAGUGCAUACAUUUUCAUACUGCCCCCCCGUGGGAAACGAACCCACAACCCUGGCGUUGCAAGCGCCAUGCUCUACCAACUGAGCUACAGGGAAACUCCAAUGUUUGUAAACAGUGUAAAUGUAAACAAACACCGUAUAGCCUCAAAACAUGGUUAAAACGAUCAUUUUAAUAUCAUGGAUGGUCAGACCUUGCAUCCAUAGCUCUGUCUAUGAAUUUUUGAGAGUGGUUACAUUUUUCCAGGUCCAUCCUUCAGCCUUUUACCAAAACAGAGGCGGGGUAUACACUUUGUUAUUGUUUCAACGGCGGAUUCUAGCUACAUUUUGAAUUCAUGUAGGCUAAGCAUUUUAAAGGCUAUCUCUUUAAAGUGGAACAGGCAAUUAACUGUAUUUUAUUUUGCUUCAGGUAAUCCUUUGAUGGAUACCAAGGAUGUUACACAUCUGUACCAGGAGAUGCGGGGUAAGGAAUAUUCAGUCAAUCAUACUGCUAAAGAUAACAUUGCGCACUAUCACUGCACAUUCACUGCAUUUAACAAUUUCAUUAAAACACAAUGUUUAAAAUCAACCCGCCAUUUAAAAUGCUUUAAAAUAAAUACAGUUGAAUGUUUCACACACAUGGCUCACAAUUUCCGGAAUUAUUAUUCUUUCAAUAGAGGCAAAUUACGUCAAAGACUGGCUAGUAUGCCCAGUGCCACAAGCUGCCAUAGACUGCUGCCUGGCUGAGGAGACCCUGUCAGUCAGCCAGAGGACCAAUCCAAGGUCAGCCAAGGAGUUCAAGGUCCCCUCCAGCGAGCCCAUGGGUGGGCCAGAUAAGCAGGCUCAGUCUCUGAGCAGUCCCCCUGGAGAAACCCACCAUAGAACCCACCCUGGAGAUGGACCUCAGUCCAGCCCAGCCCACCUUGGAGGUCAACCCAGCCCAGCUGUGGAAGAGGAGGCCCAGGCCCGGCCAGGCUCUGCGGUGCAGUCAGUCGUGUUCCAGAGAGCUCCAUCAUUGGACAGUCUACUGGAGGCCAACCACUCUCAAGUCUUGAUCAGCACUGCCAGUGCUCCAACUGAUGACAUCAUCAUCAUCCACUCUGAGAACCUUCAGGAGGCAACUGUCUUCCGAAGCGACAGUCGUCCAUAUUCAGGUGUAUCUCCCCGAGGUAGUUUGACCAAGAUUCCUUCAGUUGGUGAGGUGGAUAAGAUUGGGGUGAAUGACACAACAGAGGUGACGUCUGAAGAUGUGGUGGUGUUCCACCAAGUGCCCUCAGUGGAGAACCUGCCUCGCACGCCGUCUGCCUUGAGUAAUACCUCUCUAGCAGCUGAGGAAACAGUGGAUCAGGUGAUAUCAUUGAGCAGCAGAGAAUUCUUACUGGAGAAUGUGGUGCCUGGCUCGCCGUCCAUUGAGAAGGUGGCUUCAGCUGCAGCUUUGCAGCAGGCAGACACUGAUCAGAUAAGAUCUGCCUUUGGACUCACAGAGAAAGUAUCUUCCUCAGAGAUAGUGGGAGUCGGCACAGCACGGAGAGUGUCCUCAGUCAGGAUACCCAGUAGAGAGGAGAGUGCGGGGAGAACAGCAGAGACACUAAAUAGAUACACAUCUCCACAGAUAUCUCUUCUGUCAGGUAUAAUAUUCAUCUAUACUCAAAAAUGUAUAUGUAUGGACAAGAUAUGACAAGAUGCACAGUAAUGUUUCAAUUCUUUGCAAUUGCAUCCUGUCUAUCCUCACAGCUCAUUCUGAUGAAUAUCUGAAGGCUACAUACAAGUCAUCCACCUCCAGCCUUGCCAGGGUUUCCUCUGCACCUUGUGGUGAGAGAGAGGCAGCAGCAACUAUUUCACCUAAAUCCAGUCUGGCCAGGGUUUCCUCUGUCUCUACUGGUGAGAGAGCAGCAGAACCAGCCUCUAAAGAAGCCUUCUCGAAUGUGGAGGAGACUUACACAUUACCAUCAACAGAGGACCUACUGGUGUCUUCAACUGCUUCAGUUAGUAGAAUCUCACCAGUAGCGUCUGCAAUAUAUUCCAAAAGUGGUUUAUCAGGAAGAGCUUUCUCUGAUCCAGAACUAGUUGAUGCAGCACACAGAGUGUCCUCAGUCAGGAUACCCAGUAGAAAGGAGAGUGUGUGCAGAACAGCAGAGACACCAGAGAGACGCACAUCUCCCAGAGUAUCUCCACAAGCAUCUUUUGUGUCAGGUAAUGUCUCUAUAUCACAGUUCUAAAGAGGAAAAUAGUCAACAAAAUCAUUAUAGCUUUUCUGUAUCCUCUGUUGAGUUGAAAAGUAAUGUCUGUGUUUUAUAGGCUCUCCAGUGAUGUUUGAAGAAGAGGACUGGUGUGUAAUCACCACUCACUCUGCUACAGUGAAGAAAGCAGUCAAAUUGGCCCACUCAGAAAACAUCUCUCCUCUUACUUCACCCAGCAUAGACCUGGCCUGGGAGGAGCUUCUGCAGACAUCAGCAUCCAUCGUGGAUAAAGUAGCCCUCAAGGCUUUCGAGAUUGUGAACCAAAAAUUACAAUGCUCAGGGAUGGAGAUAUCUGAAAUGGCCUCAUCCAACCCUGUGGUUGUGUCUCAGUCUCUAAACACUCUCUUUUAUAAGGAUCUCUCUCACUCGCCUUCAGCUGUGGAGGAAUUCUCUACUGCCUCAGCAAGAUGCUCAGAAGGUGACAUCACUGAAAGAGCUCCCUCUGAAACAGCAGGGGAGGGAGAAGCAAUCUCUGUUAGGGAGAUUACACCAGCAGUGUCUGCAAGGUAUUAUGCCAGUAAUGUAUCAGAAAGAGUUCCCUUUGAAACAGCAGUUUUGGGAGCAGCAGUAUCAUCAAUGGAGGAGCUAUCAGAGUCACCAACUGCAUUUGCCUUUGUGGGUGAGGUUUCACCAGCAGUGUCUGCCAAUGAUGUAUCAGAAAGAGCUCCCUCUGAAACAGCAGUAGUGGGAGCAGAGGCACCAGAGAGACACACAUCUCCAAAAGUAUCUGCACAAACAUCAUUUGUGUCAGGUAUGAGUCACUUCUUAUCUAAAGGUGUACUUACUGUGUACAGUACAAGCCCAUGAUACUUUAUGAUAAUGAUAUAAAUGGAACAGUCCCCUACUUUAUUUAUGUUUGUUUUAUUGUGUCUCUCUCCACAGCUUAUUCUGAUGGAUUGCUGAAUGCUACAAAGUUGUCACCUCAAUCCAGCCUGGCCAGGAUUCCCUCUGGAUAUAUCAGUGAAGGUGUGUCACCAGCAGUGUCUGCAAGAUGUCCUGCUAGUGACUUACCAGAAAGAGCUUCCUCUGAAACAGCAGUAAUGGAGUCAGCGCCCAGAGUGAUCCACUCUGCACCAUCAAUGGAUGAGCUACUGGUUUUACCAACUGCUUCUGUUGAUGGGAUUUCACCAGCAGUGUCUGCAAGAUCUUCAAGAGGUAGUUUGUCAAAAAGAGCUCCCUCAGAAAAAGCAGUGGAGGGGGUAAGAUAUUCGGAAAGUGGUUUAUCAGGAAGAGCUUUCUCUGAAACAGAACUAGUUGAUGCGGCACAGAGCGUGUCCUUAGUCAGGAUACCCAGUAGAGAGGAGAGUGUGGAGAGAACAGCAGAGACACCAGAGAGACACACAUCUCCCAGAGUUUCUGCACAGACAUUUUCAGUGUCAGGUACAGUAGUCAUCCAACUCUGUGAUAUACUACUAAUAAGGUCCAUGUCACUAAUUCGGGUAAAAUGUUUAAGAAAAUGUCAGGGUAGCAUCACAACAUACUCAAAAAAAUAAUCGGAAUUUCCUCAACUCAUGCUGACGUUACUCCAACAGCUACAGGCUUGUCAUCUAAGUCCAGUUUGGCCAGAGCUCCCUCUGUGUCUCUGAGUGAUGGUCCAGCUGAGUCAGUCUCUUUGGAAGUAAUCUUUAAUAUGGAGGAGACUUAUACAACACCAUCUAUGGGGGAGAUUGUACCUCCAACUGCUGCUGGGGAUGGCAUUUCUGCCUCUAUUGGUGAAAGAGCAGCAGAAUCAGCUUCUAGAGGAGUGUCGUAUAUGGAUGAGACGAAUAAACCACCAUCAAUGGCAGAACUACCAGGGUCUCCAGCUGCUGUUGGAGGCAUUUCACCAGCAGUGUCUGCUAGAUGUUCACAAAGUGACAUGGCAGAAAAAGCUCCCUCUGAAACAGCAGUAGGCAGACACACAUCUUCCAGAGUACCUCCUAAAGUUUCUCCACAAACAUCCUUGAGCUCAGGUACAGUUUUCAAAUAUCUUGAAUGAAAUAUAAGGUUGUUAUGUUAGUAGUCGGGGUGAAAUUAAUUGUAAAACACCACAGCAUACUCAUAUAUUGUAAUCUGGUCUGUCUUUCCACAACCCAUGUUGAUGUUACUCCAACAGCUACAGGCUUGGCAUCUAUGAGUUUGGCCAGGGUUCCCUCUGUGUCUCUCAGUGUUGGUGCAAAAGAACCAGCUCAGAUAGACAAAACACUGUCAAUGGAGGAGCUACUGGCGUCUCCAUUGUAUUCUCAGUGGGCAAUGUCACCAGCCUGUUCUGAAAGAGUGUCCUCAGUCAGGAUACCCAGUAGAGAGGAGGGUGUGGGGAGAACAGCAGAGACACCAGGGAGACACACAUCUCCCAGAGUAUCUCCAAGAACUUCUCCAACAGUUUCUCUACAAACCUCUCUUGUAUCAGGUACAAUUGUCAUCCAUACGCUAAAGAAUGCUCUAAUAAUAAGCUACUAA
Coregonus sp. 'balchen' is the source of this 15754-nucleotide messenger RNA. The record is from the annotation of a GenBank genome assembly. Lineage: Eukaryota; Metazoa; Chordata; Actinopteri; Salmoniformes; Salmonidae.